This is a messenger RNA of Lathyrus sativus (Indian pea), 1080 nucleotides long. NCBI's taxonomy places the organism in Eukaryota, Viridiplantae, Streptophyta, Magnoliopsida, Fabales, Fabaceae. The record is from the annotation of a GenBank genome assembly.
AUGGCCAUAACCGUCACCAUUUUAGUACCUAUUACAUCACCCACUUGUCGCUCUUGUCGCUCUCUUGCUUCCUUCAAUUUCUUUCAAUGUUCUUCCCGUUCCAUUUUGUCUACACCACAAAGCACUUUUAAAUACCCUAAUUUCCGCCUCGUUGCUUCCUCCAUGAAAACCGAAACUCCGCCGAAGACAACUUCCUUCCUCCACCAAAAGGAGACUGGUUUUCUCCAUUUCGCCAAGUAUCACGGUCUCGGAAACGACUUCGUUUUGGUUGAUAAUAGAGACUCUUCUGAACUGAAGAUUAGUUCAGAGAAAGCUGUGCAACUAUGUGAUCGUAACUUUGGUGUUGGCGCGGAUGGAGUUAUUUUUGUCUUGCCUGGAAUCAAUGGCGCUGACUAUACAAUGAGGAUUUUCAACUCUGAUGGUAGUGAGCCUGAGAUGUGUGGCAAUGGAGUGCGAUGCUUUGCCAAAUUUGUUUCUCAGCUUGAGAGCUUACAUGGAAGGCACAGUUUCACAAUACACACUGGUGCUGGGCGGAUAGUUCCUGAAGUCUUGGAGGAUGGAAAUGUCAGAGUUGAUAUGGGGGAACCGGUUCUUAAAGCAUCAGAUGUGCCUACUAAAUUAUCUCCAAAUAAGGAUGGUGCAUCUGUUAAAUCAGAGAUAGAUGUUGACGGAGUUAUCUGGAAUGUGACCUGUGUUAGCAUGGGAAAUCCACACUGUGUAACCUUCAGUAGAAAUGGAGUUCAGAACUUGAUUGUUGAUGAAUUGAAGCUAGCUGAAAUUGGCCCACAAUUUGAACGUCAUGAGAUGUUCCCUGCACGAACUAACACAGAGUUUGUGCAAGUUCUUUCUAAUUCCCACUUGAAGAUGCGUGUUUGGGAGCGUGGAGCAGCGGAAACUCUUGCUUGUGGAACUGGAGCUUGUGCUACUGUUGUUGCAGCAGUUCUUGAGGGCCGUGCUGGGCGAAACUGCAGAGUUGAUCUACCUGGAGGGCCUCUUCAGAUUGAAUGGAAGGAUGAAGAUAAUCAUGUCUAUAUGACUGGUUCAGCUGAUCUAGUGUAUUAUGGAUCUUUGCCUCUUUGA